Talaromyces stipitatus ATCC 10500 is the source of this 1830-nucleotide messenger RNA. RefSeq lists its product as uncharacterized. Bases 1 to 1830 code for a protein of 609 amino acids. The transcript is spliced from 2 exons. The record is from RefSeq and is a predicted model, not a curated record. Lineage: Eukaryota; Fungi; Ascomycota; Eurotiomycetes; Eurotiales; Trichocomaceae.
AUGGCUUUCUUCAACUCUGCUCCACAGUCUUUGUCUGUGGGUCAGACCCCCAGUCACGGCAGUGAGAAUCUGCGAGGAUCUCCCUCGCGAGGGGAUGCAAGCUCCCACGCUAUCAGACAGGCGAAUGAGAUGAGAGUGAGAUCUGUCGAACAUGAUGCCGGCAUGGAUUCAAACUUACACGAGCUUUGGCAAUUCACUCCAACAACUAGGAGGGAUGGCGGCAAACGAUGGGACUUGGCCCGACGCAAAUUCAUUCCCAGCGAUCAAGAGACGCUCAAAGAUCUAGCGAAAACCCUGGAGGAAGAGAUUUCGGUAAAGGAGCAAUACAAGUCUCUGACUUCAAACAAACAGAAACUUGUAAACGAGCUAGUUGCGGAACACAACGAACGUGACCGUCGUUACAGAUGGAGCUACGUUUAUAUAAAUACGGAAACGAGCAGAUUGAACUCUUAUAUGGGACUCUCCCAGGAGAUCACUACCAGAAUGGAAGUCAUCAUUUUGCGAGAACUCCAACACCAGGCUACCACAGCUGGACAACCUCUCAGAGCCAGUUCAGUAGGUCAUGCUGGACUCCAAAGUUCUAGAAGUCCUAAUGGUCUAAGGGGUGGUCAACCUACCUUUGAUGGAUUGGGCGGACAAGCAAACCAUCAGCAUAACAUUGGCAACGGCCCAGGAUUGCCGAGAGCACCGGAAAACAGAGCCUUAGUCAACGCUGGCGCGCCCACGAUGCAUUCACAAACGCAUCCCCAGGCACAAUCGCCAAAUUAUAUAUAUCAACAGGCACCGGUGCAUCCACCAAUGCAUCCACAGACGAAUGCCCCGGUUCAUCUGCAGGGGCCCCGGCCUGCGCAAUCCGCUCCGCAACAGCAUGGGCAUUUGCAAGUACAUCCGCAGAUGCAAAACUCAAUGCCGCAAACAACGAAUCAUGCCAUGCCACAAGGGGCACGAGUUCCUGCGCCACAAGAACAAGGGAUUAAAGGACAAGCGUCUAACAACCACGGACAGAAUAUUCCACAAAUGGCAAACAAUGUUCCGCCUAUGGUGGGUGCUACCAAUCCACGGGCAGGCACAUUUGCUAGGAGUGGCGAUGAAACAAGACAUCCCGCUCAACAAGCGUCGGCUCCUGUAUAUACACGCAACGGUCAUGAAACACAAGCACAGGGUGCACGGUUUGCAGCGGCAGAUCGUCCGCAACGUGAGCGGAAACUCAAUGCCACAGCACCUCCUCCCAGAGUCAUCCAACAAGACCGGAGGAGAACUCACCUGCAAGAGGACAGCAGUGUCAUGACGGAGGAUGAAUCUCUCUUCGACGACGACGGCUACAGUUCUUCAGUCAGCAGCACAGACUCAAUUGCAAAGGGAAGUCUUCACCGGGAGAAGAGAUAUAUGCGUCGUGACAUGGGAGAUCGCGGCUAUCGAUGCCAUUACCGGAAGCAAGGUCAAAAGAGCCAUAGUCAUGCCGGCUAUCCAUCCGGCAGGGUCGAUAUAUUUCCAUCUGCAAGCAGCCAUCGACAGCCGGAGAGCAGGAGGCAUAGGCAUACGAGUCAUCCAAGCGAGCGCCCAGUUACAGUCCAUGAAAGCAAAUCUGACUUUCGAGCGCCAGGUUUGGCUGAGUUGAGUAUGAGUGCAAACGAGGCCUCGUACAGACUGAUGAAGGUCGAGGAAAACCAAAAACUUAUGAUCGAUUCACUAGCUCGUCUCGCUUUAAGCUCGCAUAAGCCAGAGAGUCGUGAUCAUGUUGAGAGAGGAGUGGCACUCCGUGGCAUUGAGCAUGAUAUGCCCCUGGGCCGGCUAUUUGUACUCAUCAUUCCUACUCAUGGUACCAUAUAA